This is a messenger RNA of Callorhinchus milii (elephant shark), 3521 nucleotides long. RefSeq names its product F-box only protein 11. The transcript has 23 exons. Gene Ontology annotation, biological process: ubiquitin-dependent protein catabolic process; protein ubiquitination; regulation of apoptotic process. The record is from RefSeq and is a predicted model, not a curated record. Gene Ontology annotation, molecular function: zinc ion binding; protein binding. Lineage: Eukaryota; Metazoa; Chordata; Chondrichthyes; Chimaeriformes; Callorhinchidae. Bases 90 to 2621 code for a protein of 843 amino acids.
CAUCGUGAUUUUGCUGAGAUCAGUUCAAGCAGGAUAGAGUUUGGAGAGAAAGGCAGUGUUUCCUGUAUGAUGAUGACGUUCCUGCAGACAUGAUUGCUGAAGAGUCAGGACCUGGUGCACAAAACAGCCCUUACCAACUACGCAGAAAGUCACUACUGCCUAAACGAACAGCUUGUCCCACAAAGAACAGUAUGGAGGGUGCUUCCACUUCAACUACAGAAAAUUUUGGCCACCGAGCUAAGCGUGCAAGAGUGUCAGGCAAGGUCCAAGAUCUUCCAGCAGCACCAGCAGAGCAGUAUCUUCAAGAAAAACUACCAGAUGAGGUGGUUUUGAAGAUCUUCUCUUACCUUCUUGAACAGGACCUUUGCAGAGCAGCUUGUGUGUGUAAACGAUUCAGUGAGCUCGCUAAUGAUCCGAUUUUAUGGAAACGGUUAUACAUGGAAGUCUUUGAGUACACACGUCCAAUGAUGCAUCCAGAACCAGGCGAAUUUUAUCAGAUUAAUCCAGAGGAGUGUGAGCACCCUAAUCCGUGGAAAGAAAGCUUUCAGCAACUGUAUAAAGGUGCACACGUAAAGCCUGGAUUUACAGAACACUUCUACAGUAAUCCCGCGAGGUAUAAAGGAAGAGAAAACAUGCUGUACUAUGACACCAUUGAAGAUGCCUUGGGGGGUGUUCAGGAAGCUCACUUUGAUGGCCUUAUCUUUGUACACUCCGGUAUAUACACAGACGAAUGGAUUUACAUUGAAUCCCCUAUUACAAUGAUUGGUGCAGCCCCAGGUAAAGUAGCUGAUAAAGUCCUCAUUGAAAACACGAGGGACUCGACCUUUGUAUUCAUGGAGGGCUCUGAAGAUGCCUAUGUCGGAUAUAUGACAAUUAGGUUUAAUCCUGAUGAUAAAUCAGCCCAGCACCAUAAUGCACACCACUGCUUGGAGAUCACAGUGAACUGCAGUCCCAUUAUAGAUCAUUGUAUAAUUCGCAGUUCAUGCACAGUUGGCUCUGCUGUUUGUGUCAGUGGCCAAGGUGCUUGCCCCACCAUAAAGCACUGCAACAUUAGUGAUUGUGAAAAUGUUGGAUUGUAUAUAACGGAUCAUGCACAGGGAAUUUAUGAGGACAACGAGAUUUCAAACAAUGCUCUUGCUGGAAUCUGGGUGAAGAACCACGGGAACCCCAUCAUCAGGAGAAAUCACAUUCACCACGGGCGUGACGUAGGAGUUUUCACAUUUGAUCACGGCAUGGGUUACUUUGAAAGCUGCAAUAUCCAUCGUAACCGGAUAGCUGGCUUUGAAGUGAAAGCUUAUGCAAACCCUACAGUGGUUAGAUGUGAAAUUCACCACGGACAGACUGGAGGAAUCUAUGUACAUGAAAAAGGACGAGGCCAGUUCAUAGAGAACAAAAUCUAUGCAAACAACUUCGCUGGUGUGUGGAUUACGUCAAACAGUGAUCCAACGAUUAGGGGAAAUGCUAUUUUUAAUGGCAAUCAGGGAGGGGUAUACAUCUUCGGAGAUGGAAGGGGCCUUAUAGAGGGAAAUGACAUUUACGGAAAUGCAUUAGCUGGGAUACAGAUUCGAACAAAUAGUUGUCCAAUUGUUCGCCAUAAUAAGAUUCAUGAUGGGCAACAUGGAGGUAUUUAUGUGCAUGAAAAGGGACAAGGUGUAAUUGAGGAGAAUGAGGUGUAUAGCAACACCUUGGCAGGUGUGUGGGUUACGACAGGAAGUACGCCAGUGCUACGGAGAAACCGAAUACAUAGUGGGAAACAAGUGGGUGUUUACUUUUAUGACAAUGGCCACGGAGUGCUUGAAGACAAUGAUAUCUACAAUCACAUGUACUCAGGGGUUCAGAUCAGAACUGGAAGCAACCCCAAAAUUCGACGCAAUAAAAUAUGGGGAGGGCAGAAUGGCGGCAUUCUGGUUUACAAUUCCGGUCUAGGCUUUAUAGAAGAUAAUGAAAUAUUUGACAACGCGAUGGCAGGUGUCUGGAUCAAAACAGACAGCAAUCCCACACUCCGACGGAACAAAAUCCACGAUGGACGAGAUGGGGGGAUCUGCAUAUUUAAUGGAGGCCGGGGACUCCUUGAAGAAAACGAUAUCUUCAGGAAUGCCCAGGCCGGUGUCCUGAUUAGCACUAACAGCCACCCAGUGUUGCGGAAGAACAGGAUAUUUGAUGGGUUUGCAGCAGGUAUUGAGAUAACAAACCAUGCUACUGCCACUCUAGAAGGCAAUCAGAUUUUCAACAAUCGGUUUGGAGGGUUGUUCCUAGCAUCUGGCGUUAACGUGUCAAUGAAAGACAACAAAAUAAUGAACAAUCAAGAUGCUAUUGAAAAGGCUGUUAUUAGGGGCCAGUGCCUGUACAAGAUAUCAAGUUACACCAGCUAUCCAAUGCAUGACUUUUACAGGUGUCACACCUGUAACACAACAGACCGCAAUGCAAUCUGUGUAAACUGCAUCAAGAAGUGCCAUCAAGGACAUGAUGUGGAAUUCAUUAGACAUGAUAGAUUUUUCUGUGACUGUGGUGCUGGAACGCUUUCAAACCCUUGCACAUUAGCUGGAGAACCUACGCACGAUACAGACACUCUGUACGACUCUGCCCCACCUAUAGAGUCCAAUACGUUACAACACAACUGAGCUUCAGUAUAUCCUGCCAUUUUAUCCUGUUUGUGUAAAAAAAAACUAGGGGAGGGGGAAAAAAAAAAGAUACAGUUUGCCCAAAUCUUCAGGAAGUUGUUGAAAGUGUAAAUUGUGCAGCAGUUGUACACACAUGCGGACGACACCGGAACCCAACCUCACCGGCGGGUUCUCGGUCAACAAAGGAACAGAGCAAUGUGCUUACUCAGGACAAAGAAGGCUGGGCAUCAAUAGCAUUACUAUGGACAAGGCAACCACAGUGAACUGACCGACUAUCCAAGGAACAGAGGCUCGCGCACUGUGGUUUUGUAUAAAAGCCGGCUUGUGAAGCUGUUAUUUUUCGGGGACAGGUAGCGUUAAAACCACAGCGGAGAGAGAUUGCAAGAGGACUGUUCUGCAAACAGCACACAGCAGUGCAGAGCCCCAGGGAGUUCUGCUUCACCUAUGGACAGGGGGUACUGAUUGGGUUGGUGUAUGUAUGAAAAUGUGAUCUAGCACUUCUGCAUUUGUUUUGAUUUUUUUUUAAAAAAACAUUUAUUCAAUGGAGACAACUGAUUUUAAUGCUUUCCCAUGUAGCUUUUUUUUGUAAUUUCAAGCAAAAACUUAUUGUACUUGAAUGUGUCCUGUUUUGUUAGCAGAACUAGACUUGCUGUAACUAUGCUCGUGUCCCAGUAUCUUAAGUUCUUUCUAUGAAAGAGGAAAAACACUAAUCAAUUGUACCCCAUUAACUAUUCUGAUUUAACCAACAGAACAUAAAGCAAUGUUCUUUUUGAAAAGUUAUUUCCAGAGAUCAGAAUUUUAAGUGCUUUCUUUCGUGACGAUGGGGGAGGGGAGGUAAGAAAAAAAAACAUUUGACUGCAAAUCCCAGCAUUUUAGCCAUUAAUAAAAUGUUGGAUCCAG